Molecule: messenger RNA, 804 nt
Organism: Cucurbitaria berberidis CBS 394.84
Lineage: Eukaryota; Fungi; Ascomycota; Dothideomycetes; Pleosporales; Cucurbitariaceae
Product: RmlC-like cupin
Exons: 2
Coding region: 1-804 (267 amino acids)
Source: RefSeq, a predicted model, not a curated record
AUGUCAACCACUACAGCACCCGCUUCAAUGAAGAUCACCAAACGGCCCUCGUCGCAACGCGGUCAUGCCGACCACGACUGGCUAUACUCAUACCACUCCUUCUCUUUCGCCUCGUACUACGACCCGCGUCACGAGAGCUGGGGACCGCUUAGAGUGAUCAACGAGGACCGCGUAAAGCCUGGUACUGGAUUCGGCACGCAUAGUCACGCAGAGUUUCUCAUUUUCAGCUACAUCGUCAAUGGCACCCUCGAACACAAAGACAGCAUGGGCAACCUCGAGAACCUCAAGCGCGGAGAAGUACAAUUCACAAGCGCUGGAACAGGCAUUCGCCACUCCGAAUACAACAGGAACAAGGACGAUGAAGUGCACUUCCUUCAAAUCUGGGCGAAGCCGAAUAAGAGGGGGUUGAAGCCGCAUUACGAGACGAAGAAGUUUACUGACGAGGAGAAAACGGAUAAGCUGGUUAGGAUCAUGGAGUACACCGACCGCUUAGGAGACAGCAAGGGCGCUAUUGGUCUACAAGCUGACCUCAGCAUGGACGCUUCCAUCCUAUCGCCUGGCAAGAGUGUGACCCAUGACCUUGUUGCUGAAGGCCCUCGUAAACUCUUCGCUCAUAUGGUCAUGGGCAAAAGGACACAACCUAAGGAGGGCGGAGCGAAGAUCAAGAUUGGAGAGACGGUGCUAGCAGAGGGCGAUGGCGCAUAUAUUGAUGGUGUCAGUGGUCCGGGCAGGAUUGGUAUCGAAAGUGUGGGUGACAAGCCCGCAGAGUUUCUAUUGUUUGACAUGGGGCCUGGAGAUACAUAG